UCUUUGUGUGACUUUCUCACGACCACAACCAAUGAAGGAACCCAGGCGGUCCGUGCAGCUUUGUCUUCACGGUGGUCUACGUUAACCAAUCCUUCUCUGCUAAUCGCUUCCGGCCUACUACCAGCUGGUUCACCGUUCAGUUUCAAUUCGGCCGAUUUGCUGCUCGAUAUGGUCGGUUUGUCGAGUGGAACAACCAAAUCCGGCGCAUUUGGCACCGGACCAAUCCAAAAGAAGCGCAGCCAAGAGCCUACAUCUGCGCUUUGUCAUCGCCUACUGGUAGAGAAUGUGGAUAAAGUGGGUUUUGGGGUCGGGCGGGAUAUUAAUAGGAUUACUACUUUAUUUAAAAAAACGGCCCUAGUGUUCAUACCAAUGCACUACGUUUUGAAUCCAUUCGGUAUAGAGGAUUUUGUGUACACCACAAUAAGCGUUGUUUACUACAUAUGUUGUAGUUUACCACCAACUUGA
This is a messenger RNA of Echinostoma caproni, 465 nucleotides long. The record is from the annotation of a GenBank genome assembly. Lineage: Eukaryota; Metazoa; Platyhelminthes; Trematoda; Plagiorchiida; Echinostomatidae.